GAUAGCAGCGCCCAGAAAGAGCAGGGUGGUACUGUAGGAUAGUGCUGUAACACAACUGUAGUAGUAUAGUGCCUCGCCUGCAGACGCAUCCGUGCAGGGCUUGUGGAUGAGAUGCCCACCCGGAGAGAGAUGGUGUAAACAAACCCGCUUUGCCCCGUCACUGAGCUCCACCACGGAGGUUGCACGCCACCAUGUUGAGCCGUCUGUUCAGCGAGGUGCUGCCGGACGUCCAGAGGCUCGCGGCGGGUUGGGUGGACGACAGUGAGAGCGAGGACUGUAAGGCCAAGGAGGACGAUCACGAGCCCUGCCACCUCGGGGAGGACGAGCUGGAUGAUAAUGAGGCGCGUGAGGGCAGCAGUCGGGCUGAGUCCGAAAUGGCGGGCGACGACGAUGAAGAUGAGGAGGGCGAGGAAGAGGAGUGCGGGGAGGAGAACGGGGGGGACAAACCCAAGAAGCGCGGCCCAAAGAAACGCCAGAUGACGGCGGCGCGCCUGGAGCGCUCCAAACUGCGACGACAGAAGGCCAAUGCGCGGGAGCGCACGCGCAUGCACGACUUGAACUCUGCGCUGGACAACCUGCGCAAGGUGGUGCCAUGCUACUCCAAAACACAAAAACUCUCCAAAAUAGAGACUCUGAGACUAGCCAAGAAUUACAUCUGGGCCCUUGGGGAGAUUUUACGCAACGGGAAACGUCCGGACGUCGUGUCAUACGUGCAGACGUUGUGUAAAGGCCUGUCGCAGCCCACUACCAACCUGGUGGCAGGCUGUCUGCAGCUCAACACCAGGAACUUCCUGACUGAGCAGUGUCCGGAUGGAGCUCGCUUCCAUGUGCCCAGCUCUCCGUUCUCUGUUCAUCCCUACUCCUACCAGUGCUCUCGCCUCGCCAGCCCUCACUAUCAGCCCGGCUCCGGUGCGCUCAAUUUGAGGGGCCCCUCCUACGGCUCUGGGUACGAGGCUGUGUACCCACCAGGCGGGACGUCCCCUGACUACAGCAGCCCGGACUACGAGGGCCAGCACAGUCCACCUGUGUGCCUCAACGGCGGCCUGUCCGGGAGGCAGCAGGAGUCCUCCGAGACAGACAGGAACUAUCACUACUCUAUGCAUUACUCCGGACUGACCACGUCCCGACCUACCCACGGCCUACCUUUUGGUCCCUCGGGAGCGCGCAGCGGUGGUGCGCAUUCAGAAAACGUUCCACCGUUCCACGACGCGCACUUGCACCACGACAGAGCGCCCCCGUAUGAGGAUCUCAAUGCUUUUUUCCACAACUGAGCCCCUCAUAUGGUCCAACACGGCGUACAGACCCUAUAAUGACAAUCCAAUUGUAAUAUUACACUAUGGGUUAGGGAAAUAUUGGGAGUUUAUGAAAAGAUGCUGGAAAUGACAAAAGAGUCCUCCGAUACCCUCUGUAUUACUGAUGUCAUCCCUAUAAUAUUGUACAUUCUAUCAAAGUGUGUCCCAAUUCAGUAUCUCCCAUCAUAUCCUGUAUGCAGAAUACGAGUGCAAUUGACAUAAACGAUGUAUAGGCAUACAUGAAACGUGUUAUGAAACAAACAGCAAAAAUAAAAACGUAUUUUAUAAUUGUC
This is a messenger RNA of Myripristis murdjan (pinecone soldierfish), 1585 nucleotides long. Its product is annotated as neurogenic differentiation factor 2-like. The record is from RefSeq and is a predicted model, not a curated record. Lineage: Eukaryota; Metazoa; Chordata; Actinopteri; Holocentriformes; Holocentridae. Gene Ontology annotation, molecular function: protein dimerization activity; E-box binding; DNA-binding transcription factor activity, RNA polymerase II-specific. Gene Ontology annotation, cellular component: nucleus. The transcript is spliced from 2 exons. Gene Ontology annotation, biological process: nervous system development; axon development; sensory organ development. Bases 192 to 1271 code for a protein of 359 amino acids.